UUAGCCAAUGAGAUGCCACAAGCUACCAGUUUUCCCAGAGGCUCCAGUAAGUGAAGAGAGGAUAUGUGAAUACUCUGUGUGCUCGGUUGCAACGACAAAUGUGUCAGAACUGGAAAAACUACGCAUUAGAAUGUAUACAUGAUAGAGUAUAUGAUAAAUUUGGCUUUAUAGUCGGUAUGGCUAAACGGUGCGCAUGCGUAAUUACGCAUAAACAUCACCGCAUGGAAGAAAUGCUGUAUUCGUCUGAUAGUGCGCGUUUGGAGAACAUCUCGGAAGGCCUGCGCGUGGUAUAACAGGGGUAAUUGGGCUAAGGGGGGAGGUGGGGAGGUGGGGAAGUAGGGGUAGGACGGUGAUGUAAGGAAAUGCCGGUGUGAGCGCGCCGUCCAUUCGCGAUUCCAACUUAAUCCCGGAUUACCGGAGUGUCUGAUUAAGGGGACGGGGGGCAAAGAUUUGUUCGUGCGCUCAACAUAUCCGUUACAAAACAUCUGAAAUGCGAUCCAGAGAAGCACUUUUCCUCCUUUCCGUGUGCGCGUUAACGGCGUACUACAUCUACUCGCCCAUUCCGGAUAACAUCGAGCAGAAAUGGAAGCUCAUGAUCACCGACUGCUUCUUCAGGAGUCUGAGUCACCUGGCAGACUUCGGCGAGCUGCUGGGUCUAACAGACUACAUGGACGUGAUGAUGUUUAUCACAUUCCUAGAACGGGUGGUACCCUUAUCUGACGAGCGGGUGAAGGUGGCGGAAGAACGCUUCGAUGGUGUGGAUGUGGUAGUGUACGAACCCCGGCAAGAAAGAGGAACAGGGGAGAUGAGAAGAGCCAUCAUUUUCAUGCAUGGAGGAGGAUGGUGUCUAGGCAGCUCAAAAAUGGGGCCGUAUGAUCUCCUGUCCAGGCGGAUGGUUACAGAACUGAAUGCAGUGGUUGUUUCAGUAGAGUACCGCCUGGCCCCUCCUCACCACUUCCCUGUUCCAUUUGAGGAUGUGUACCAUGCAGUGAAGUACUUCCUUCAGCCUGAUGUCCUGGAGAGGUAUGAGGCAGAUCCAGAGCGUGUAGCAGUUUCAGGGGACAGCGCCGGAGGAAACCUGGCAGCCGCUGUAACCCAGCAGCUGCAGCUGGAACCAAACCAACGUGUGAAACUAAAAGUGCAGGCUUUAAUCUACCCGGUCCUGCAAGCACUGGAUCUCAACACGCCGUCAUACCAGGAGAACCAGCACAUGCCCAUCCUGCCACGCACGCUCAUGGUGCGCUUUUGGAGCGAGUACUUCACGAGCAACAAAUCGUUUCUCACAGCCAUGUUGACCAAUAGCCACAACAGCGCAGAAUCUGUUGCGAUGCUCAAAUUCGUCAACUGGAGCGUCUUCCUGCCUGAGCCGUACCGCCGGAAGUACAACUACAGUGCUCCAUCUAUAUCCACAGACAAGACCUGUUUGUCGAUAGCGGACCAGCGGGCGUCGCCGUUGCUGGUGCCUGACACCGUACUCCGUCGGCUGCCUAAAACCUACAUUCUGACAUGCGAGUACGAUGUUCUGCGUGAUGACGGUGUCAUGUAUGUAACACGCUUGCGUUCGGCCGGCAUCAAUGUGACACAUGAACACUAUAAAGAGGGGUUUCAUGGCACAAUGAUGUUCACACUGUGGCCCACCGACUUUAGUGUUGCCCACAGGAUGACUGACAGCUAUUUGGUGUGGCUCAAGGAAAAUUUGUGAAAGGAUAUUUUGCAACAGUGUUGGUUUACAUUCUUUGACUCGGAGCUCCUUUCCAGAACCAAGCUGUGUUUAAAUAUUGCUUUUAUUUUUUCUGUGAGGUUUCUGUCUUUUAAAGAGCACAGUCUGAUUUACUCAUAUUAUCAGAGGGUAAUAUUUCCAUGACUCAUGACUAGUUUUGGCUCAUAGAUAAAAACAAAGCAGAAAAAUGCACAUUUUUUAAGUCUAUGUUAAUCUGCUUAUUUACACUAUAUGGACAAAAGUUUUUGGACAUCUUCUGAACAUCCCAUUCCACAUUUAGCCCCCAUGUUCUGUUAUAUUCGCCUCCAUGCAUUGGGUAGAUGUUCAACCAGAUUUUGGAGUCUGAUUGUGUGGAUUUGAGCUCAUUCAGCUACUGAUGAAGGUAACAUUACAGCAGGCCAUUCAAUGUCUUCCAUUCCAACCCAUGUAAACCAUAACAUCACAGAUCUGGCUUUGUGCACAGGGCCAUUGUCUUGCUGGUACAGGUUUGGGUCUCCUUGUUAUAGUGAAGGGAAAAUGUUAUGCUUCCACAUCCAAAGGCAUACAUACAGUUUGGGGAGGAACCACAGAUGACUGGAAAAGUCAGGAAUCACAAUAGUUGUCCAUAAAGUGUAUCUCAGUGUAACACUAUAGUAUGAAAGUUUUCUUUUAGGUCUUGUUAUUUACUGACAUCUAUGGACAUUCUCCAAACCUCCUUUUCACACUUUAGGCUCAGUAUGGUUUAGUUAAACCAGUAAGAGAAAAGUGUCUCCAAAUGUUUUCCUACACUGUCGCUGAAUUCUCAAGUGCCUCAAAAUCUGGUGUGCACUGAACAGAACAACGAACGGCCGAGAAGCUUUUAAAUGUAGCUUUCAGAGCUUUUUACAAACAGGAUGCCAUGAGGUAACACACUCAAGCUGAUUUAUAGUCCACCCUCCAAACACACACAGCUUCCACUAUUACCUCAGCUCUGGUUUAUAUUAUAUAUAUCCCACAAAAUUGCAUUUCUAUAGAAUAUGUGUGACUCACAUGGACUUAUAUUGUGGACAUUCCAUUUGAAAUAAUAACAGUUUUGGAUGGAGUCUCCAGCAUCAGUCAAGAAAAAGGAAAAAGUGAAACCGAUGAUGUGAACAGCUGUUUAUAGCUACUAUAACAUAAGUGAUAACAGACAAUUGUUUCAUUGGACAUUCCAUAACAUUAAAUGUAACUAUCAAUUGAUUUUAAGGAUUUUAAACUGUUCUUAAAUAAAUGAAUGAAGGAUGUGCUGUUCUUGAAUAAA
This is a messenger RNA of Silurus meridionalis, 2978 nucleotides long. RefSeq names its product arylacetamide deacetylase (gene aadac). Gene Ontology annotation, molecular function: carboxylic ester hydrolase activity. Gene Ontology annotation, cellular component: membrane. Bases 491 to 1702 code for a protein of 403 amino acids. NCBI's taxonomy places the organism in Eukaryota, Metazoa, Chordata, Actinopteri, Siluriformes, Siluridae. The transcript has 5 exons. The record is from RefSeq and is a predicted model, not a curated record.